This is a messenger RNA of Lactuca saligna, 2126 nucleotides long. The record is from the annotation of a GenBank genome assembly. Lineage: Eukaryota; Viridiplantae; Streptophyta; Magnoliopsida; Asterales; Asteraceae.
AAAAAAUGUUAGAGAAAACAAUGAAAGGUGGCUUCUUUUUCUUCAAAACUUAAUCAUGGCGCCUCCAUUCUUCCACCAUCAAUUCAACGCAAAAUCCGCUCUGCUUUCGAUUUCCUUCUUCUAUGAAUCUCUCGAAAAUCUGUCUACAAUUUAUCAAAAUCUUCUUUGACGACCCAGAAAUUUUCAAGGGAUUCUUCAGGAAUUCGCAACAAGCAUGAGCAAAUUCAUUGGCAAAAACCCAAUCUGUGUAUGUGUAGUGUGUUAAUUCACGGAUGUAAUGCAUCAAAAAAUAUCUGAAAUUCAGAUCGGAAAAGAAAGCAGCGGUGUCUCUUCCGAUUUCAAUCCCAUUCCAGCAUUCUCUUCUCCAAUUUCCAACCAUUCACCUCCAUCACCAUCUUCACCGUCUUCUUUAUUAGUAGUCUUGCCAUCACCCAAUGAUAACAAUAAUAAUUUCAACAAUUUCACGACAACGGUGACAAAUGGAAACCCUAAUCAUCAACACGAAAUCGUAAUCAAUGAUGUUGAUAUCGAUCUUACUCCAAUUUCAUCACCAGCUCCUAAAUCAACACCACACAAACGGCCAAUUUUCCCCCAAACCACUACCAAUUUAUCUUCGGAUUCACCCUUUUCACCGGAAAAACAUUACUCUAAGCGCGCUGUUGCGCUUCACCUCCUCGAUCGUCUCCGCCACCUCCGCCGUCUUCAAUCUCACAUACGAUUAAUCCUUCUGUUAUCUCUCCCGUUCUUCUACUUCUUAGUUUCUCACCCAAGCCAAUCUUACGUGCUCGAUUUCCUAUCCGCUUUUGCAUUCUCGGCUGCACUGUUAUUCUCCCUCAAUCUCGGCCUCCCUCAGCUCCCUUCCCUCCGAACACUACUCGCUAGAUCCUUCCCAAUUAAGCUAUAUUCCUCCACCCAUUCUGCCAGAGCUCCAUUGCCGGUGUUCUGGUCAAUCGGAUCAAAGCCAAAAGGGAACAAAAAAAGAGUGAAUUCCGGGUGUUGGGUGCAAGCAUACAGUAAUGGCGAUGUCUACGAAGGUGAGUUUCAUAAGGGUAAGUGUUCUGGUUGUGGUGUUUAUUAUUAUUACAUGAGUGGGAGAUAUGAAGGCGAUUGGGUUGACGGAAUGUACGAUGGUUAUGGAGUCGAAACGUGGGUGAAGGGAAGCCGAUACAGAGGCCAGUAUAGACAAGGGUUAAGACACGGCCUCGGUGUAUACAAGUUUUAUACCGGAGAUGUUUAUUCCGGUGAAUGGUCUAAUGGUCGCAGCCAUGGAUGUGGUGUUCAUUGCUGUGAAGAUGGUGGUCGGUAUGCAGGCGCGUUCAAAUGGGGCGUUAAACAUGGUCUUGGUUAUUACCAUUUCAGGAAUCGGGAUACAUAUGCUGGAGAGUAUUUCGCUGACAAAAUGCAUGGAUUUGGAGUGUAUAAUUUUGCAAAUGGACAUAGAUACGAAGGAUCAUGGCAUGAAGGAAGAAGGCAAGGAUUCGGAGUGUACACUUUCAGAAAUGGUGAAACGCAAUCUGGGCACUGGCAAAAUGGCGUUCUUGAUGUUCCAAGCUCAAAGAAUAUAGUAUGUCCUGUAUCAACUGUCACUGAAUAUCGUUCAAAAGUUGUUAAUGCUGUUCAGGAAGCACGAAGGGCAGCAGAGAAAGCAUAUGAAUAUGAUGCAUCAGAAAAAAUGGACCAAAAAGUGAACAAUGUGGUGACAUCCGCCAAUCGGGCGGCUAAUGCCGCUAGAGUAGCCGCCAUAAAAGCGGUACAAAAACAAAUGCACAAAAGCCGGAACAGUGACUGUGACAGUGACAAGCUUCCUAUCCCUAUCCCUGUUGUGCAAAACCUUCAUCAUCUACCCACGCAAUUCACCAUUUGAGUUUGACCCUGAUUUUUUUACAUCUUAUAUUUGCAGAAAUCCGGGUUUCUUAAUCUUAUCAUGAUUUUUCUAUCAGUUUAACGUCAUGUAGCUGUACUUUGAUGACUUUGACAAGUGCAAAAUUAGGUAGAUUAGAGCCUUGUAUAUACUAAAUAGUGAUCUGGAAUCAGAAUCAUUUGUAAAUCCUAAAUCCUAAGUUUCCAUGUACAUUAUAUUUGGUUUUUAGUUGUAAAUUUGUAUACAAAACCAUUCUUCUUCAGAG